AGGCUAAAUUUCUAUAUAUCAUCUUAUAAAAAAUUAUCUACAAUUAUUUGUGACAGCGGGAGGGGAUAAACCUUUAUCUGCAUAUCGUUUCACAGGUCUGGUAUAGUCCUGUGAAAAUAUCAAAGAUGAUGGUGGGAGCCUCUUCGUUGAGGUGCAUUUCCCAACCUUUUCUCCCUCCUCAUGCUCGUCGCCGCCAACUCUAUUCAACUACUUCAACUAACUGGCGCCCCAUUUCCAGAAUUGGGAGCAACCUUUUCUCCCUUCACCCAGUUGUGUGCAAGGACGAAGGCAAGACAGCCACAGAUAGCGAUGCCUCUUCUAAACCAGCCGCCAAAAGAAACUCAAAGAUUCUGAUUAACACUGUGAGCUCGAACACCGUGGACGGGGCUGAUAAUAAGGCAGAGCAACCAUUUCUGCAGCCUGUUUCAAUUAGUAUUCCUGUGGGAGAUAGACAUAUUCUUGUGGAGACUGGUGUAAUUGGAAGACAAGCUAGUGGGUCUGUUAAAGUGACGGAUGGAGAGACCGUUAUAUACACAUCUGUUUGUGUGGCAGAUGAUCCAAGUGAGCCAGCUGAUUUCUUUCCAUUGACUGUCAAUUAUCAAGAGCGUUUUUCAGCUGCUGGACGAACAAGUGGUGGAUUUAUAAAGAGAGAAGGAAGAACAAAAGAUCAUGAGAUACUCAUUUGCAGGUUAAUUGACAGGCCUUUGCGGCCAACAAUCUUGAAGGGUUUCUAUCACGAGACACAGAUACUUUCAUGGGUUUUGAGCUAUGACGGUUUACAUUCUCCUGAUUCACUUGCGAUCACAGCUGCUGCAGUUGCACUAGCAUUAUCUGAAGUGCCAAUAUCACAAACAGUUGCAGGUGUGCGGGUUGGCUUGAUAGGAGAUCAAUUUGUGAUUAAUCCAACAGUUCAACAGAUGGAGAUGUCCAAGCUAGACUUAUUGCUUGCAGGAACAGCUGAAGCAAUACUAAUGAUUGAGGGAUACUGUGAUUUUCUGUCCGAAGAGUUGCUAUUGCAAGCUGUUGAAAUUGGGCAGGGAGCAGUUAGAGAUAUCUGUAAAGAAAUUGAUGGUCUGGUUUGUAAGUCUGGAAAAGUUAAGAUGACUGACAUGAUUAGAUUGCCUCCCCCAGAUCUCUAUGAACACAUAGAAGAUCUUUCUGGGGGAGGGCUCAUUGUGGCUUUAAAAGUUAAAAGUAAAAUACCUCGAAUGAAAGCUAUUUCUUCUUUGGAAAAGGAAGUUAUGUUUGCUCUAUCUGGAGAUGAAUAUAGGAGAGAACAUGCUAUUAUGAAUGGAUUGAAGACAGAAGAUGCUACUCUGAGUCUUGAGAAGAGAGUUCCUGGAAUAGAAGAGGAUGAGGAAGAUGAGGAGGUUGUUGAUGGUGAAGUAGAUGAAGGCGAUGUUCACAUAAAGCCAGUUUUAAGGAAGCCUAUCACUAAGCACUUUGAUCCAGUAGAUGUGAAGUUGGCUUUUAAGGAGGUCACAUCAAAAAUUUUACGCAAGCGUAUUGUGCAGGAGGGUAGAAGAAGUGAUGGGCGCCAUGCAACGGAGAUACGGAAAAUUCAGUCACAGUGUGGUUUGCUUCCUAGAGCUCAUGGAAGUGCACUUUUUACCAGAGGAGAGACACAGUCAUUGGCAGUUACUACUCUUGGAGGUAGCAACAUGGGUCAAAGGUUAGAUAAUCUUACAGAAGUUGAUGAGCUAAAGCGAUUCUAUCUUCAGUACUCUUUUCCACCAUCAGCUGUAGGAGAAGUGGGACGUAUUCGAGGUCCUAGCAGAAGGGAAAUUGGUCAUGGAAUGCUUGCAGAAAGAGCACUUGAACCUGCACUUCCUUCAGAGGAUGAUUUUCCUUAUGUAAUCCGUGUUGAGAGCACCAUAACAGAGAGCAAUGGCUCUUCAAGCAUGGCUUCUGUCUGUGGAGGUUGUUUGGCAUUACUAGAUGCAGGAGUUCCCUUAAAAUGCUCUAUAGCUGGGAUCGCUAUGGGUAUGGUUUUUGACACUCAAGACUGUGGGGGGGAUGGUACACCACUCAUUCUUUCUGACAUUAUUGGCUCUGAAGAUGCCUUGGGUGAUAUGGAUUUCAAGGUUGCUGGUAAUGAGACGGGUAUCACAGCAUUUCAAAUGGACUUAAAGAUGAUAGGGAUUACAGUACCAAUUAUGAAGCAAGCUCUUGCCCAAGGAAGAAAGGGAAUAUGCCAUAUUCUUGCUGAAAUGUCAAAAUGUUCACCAGCUCCUUCAAGAAUGCUUUCUAUGUAUGCUCCUGUUAUCCAUUGUUUAAAGGUCCAGCCAGAAAAAUUGAAUAUUAUUAUUGGUUCUGGUGGAAAAACUGUGAGAAAUAUCAUCGAAGAGAGUGGAGUAUAUCACAUUGAUACGGAAACAAAUGGUUUGGUAAAAAUUAUUGCCAAGGACAUGCAAUGCUUGGAGAAGGCAAAAAAUAAGAUUAAUGGAUUGAUAAUGAUACCUACUGUGGGCGACAUUUUCAGGAACUGUGAAGUGAAAUCCAUUGCACCAUAUGGAGUUUUUGUUGAAAUAGCACCUGGGCGUGAGGGCCUCUUGCAUAUAAGUGAACUGAGCACAAAAUUUGUGUCUAAAGCUGAAGAUAUUGUCAAAGUUGGAGAUCGCUUGGAUGUCAAGCUUAUUGAGAAAAAUGAACGUGGACAGUUGCGUCUGAGUCGCCGUGCACUUCUCCAGAAUGAGGAUCAGGAGAAGAGUAGUAGUAAGGAAUCAACUACUGCUAGCAAGGAGAAGAGUAAUAAGGAAUUUCAUAGUGCUGUGAAGGAGAAGAUUAGUAAGGAGUUAGCUUCUCCUGUCAAGCAGAAACCUAACAAGGAGUUAGCUAUCAGUACUCAGGAAGGGUCAACCCAAAUCAAUGGACAGACCAAGUAACACCUAAAACCUGUUUGGUAAGUUCAACACUGGGGAAAGGUUUUGGAUGAAAAUUAAUGAUACUUUGUUCUUUGUUGAUUUUAGUAUCAGAUCUUCAAAUAAUGAUUCACAAGUAACACUUCCAAGCACCUUGUGCGGGUUAAAUAUUUUCUGUACUAAUAUGUCAAAGAGAUAAAAUUGUUUCUGCUAUCAUCAUGAAGGAGCUGGAGAUUGGAUGCUAAAUUCCCAGGAGGUAUCUGCAAGCUUACAAAACUUCCCAAACCUAUAUGAUCCAAAGGAGUCCCAAGGAAGCAAGAUGCUUGAUUAAAUUGUUGGAAUAAUUUUAAGAUUUUUUUGUUACCCAUCAUCUUCUUCCCUCCUCAACUAUUCGCACUUAAGUAACUUGAGAAGGGAAGACGAAUUCAUAUAUCAUACAAGAUGAGUGAAAUUGUAAAUUAUUACCCUCAUGGAUAAACCUGGAAGAAGGGCUUUUCAAGGUGUUUCUUGAAGCAGAAACAACAGUUCCUUUUUGCUAAGGAAGUUUUGCAUUUUCUGUAACAGAAUAUAUGGACACAUACAGCAUGGUUGAUCGAAUUUUGCUAGUUUGAACCACGAACACUUUGAUGCUUAUUUUAGGAGGAGAAGUACAACAAAUCACGCUGUCUUUAUGAACUAGAAGUUGUAUAUGCUCAUUUUAUGGCAAUAAUCCAUGUAUUAGUUGUUUUCUA
Cryptomeria japonica (Japanese cedar) is the source of this 3592-nucleotide messenger RNA. RefSeq names its product probable polyribonucleotide nucleotidyltransferase 1, chloroplastic. The coding region runs from base 126 to 2885 and encodes 919 amino acids. Gene Ontology annotation, molecular function: RNA binding; polyribonucleotide nucleotidyltransferase activity; 3'-5'-RNA exonuclease activity. Gene Ontology annotation, cellular component: chloroplast stroma; mitochondrion; cytosol. The record is from RefSeq and is a predicted model, not a curated record. Lineage: Eukaryota; Viridiplantae; Streptophyta; Pinopsida; Cupressales; Cupressaceae. The transcript is spliced from 25 exons. Gene Ontology annotation, biological process: mitochondrial RNA 3'-end processing; mitochondrial mRNA catabolic process.